AUGAUGAUGAUGAGUGGUAGAAAUAACAAGCUGACAGGUGCAUUGCUACUUCUUGUUGCGGUGAUAUUUGCAGUGUUAGUGUUGUCGGAGUGUUCAUCUCGUGUGCUACAAGAUGCACAUUGGGAUAAGACCACGGUGUUCCUAAAGAAUGACAUAUCUGAAAAAGUCUUGUUUAACUUUCAUUGCUAUUCAAGCGAAACAGAUUUUGGAAAUCAUUCAUUGACAUACGGUCAUGAAUUCAUUUGGAGGUUUACGGUGAAUUUAUUUGGUUCAACAAAAUAUUGGUGUGAUAUGUGGUUUGAAUCUGAAGAAGGACAGCGUAUUCAAGGUGGAUAUCAUAUAUACAAGGCCACAAGAGAUAUUGAUUUGUGUGAGACUGACUGUCAUUAUUCUGUUCGAAGGGAUGGUGUGUAUGUGUAUAAGACAACAGGAUGGAAGAAUGAGACUGGUUAUGUAUCGCUGUUUAAGUGGCCACAAGUCAGCAAACAUUGA
Messenger RNA from Papaver somniferum (opium poppy), 492 nucleotides. RefSeq names its product S-protein homolog 24-like. Lineage: Eukaryota; Viridiplantae; Streptophyta; Magnoliopsida; Ranunculales; Papaveraceae. Bases 1 to 492 code for a protein of 163 amino acids. The record is from RefSeq and is a predicted model, not a curated record. The transcript has a single exon.